This is a messenger RNA of Eurytemora carolleeae, 2642 nucleotides long. Its product is annotated as copine-3. The record is from RefSeq and is a predicted model, not a curated record. Lineage: Eukaryota; Metazoa; Arthropoda; Copepoda; Calanoida; Temoridae. Gene Ontology annotation, cellular component: plasma membrane. Gene Ontology annotation, molecular function: calcium-dependent phospholipid binding. Gene Ontology annotation, biological process: cellular response to calcium ion.
UCAUUAUUAUCAUAUUAUUAAUAUUAUUAUCAUUUAACAAAACAUUCCAUGAAGCUCCAAGAGCUGUGCUGAAAUCUUGGAAAAACUAAGUUGCUUGCAUUUAUCUAAAAUUAUUAAAAAUUCUCAGACUGUAUUAUUAAUUGCGUUAAAUACAUGACAGAAAAUUCUACAAUACAAAUUAUUUUUGAAUUGUGUAUUCAUUCACUUGUCAAACGCAAUUCUUUAAAGCGUGCUUAUUUUUGAGCAUUUUUUGGUGGGGGGGGGGGAAGGGAUUUUCUGAAAUACUUAUAUCACUGUUAAUCUUGAAAUCCAAUGCAAAUAUUUUUUCGAACGAAAAAGAACAUAACUUGUGAUAAAAUUGCAUUUAAAAUUUAUAAAAUUGUAGAAUUUUUUUGUCGUCACUCAUUUUUUUAUGGAUUCAUCUUUGAUUCGGAUAUUUUUAAAAUUAAUGGCUUUAUAUAUAUAUGCAUCAAUAUAUUUUUUUGAUUUAAUACAGUAUUAUAUAUUGUUUUUGUUUAGGUUGUAUUAUUGAUUAUUAAUAAUAAAAUAACUGUAAUUGUCAUCUUGAUAAUUAUCCUGAUCACACUUAGAUUAUUAUAUUGAUUACAGAUAAAGAAUGAACUCAAAUGGUCCCGGUCACCUUCUACCUGGAUUUCAACCUGUAAUGACCGCUGGUACACCCGGUCAACCUGGUUUCCAACCUGGGACCUGUGGAGAACCCUCCACCAGAGUUGAGAUCUCAGUGUCAGCUAAACAACUUCUAAAUAAAGAUUUAGUCUCGAGAUCGGACCCAAUGUGCGUCCUGUUCCGAGGGUUGGAUGGAAACCGGUGGGUAGAAGAGGGUAGGACGGAGCAGAUUGUAGAUUCUCCAAACCCUGUCUGGGAUACUAAAUUCAUUCUAGACUACAGGUUUGAACAGAGGCAGAUGCUAAAGUUUGAAAUUUAUGAUAUAGAUUCAAAAAGUACAAAACUAGAGGAUCAUGAUUUUUUGGGUCAUGUCAUCUGCUCUUUAGGAGAGAUAGUGUCUGGUCAGAGUCGAGGGUUUAAGAGGAACCUGGAGAAGGGGCAGGGAAUCCUAUUCAUAGCAUCUGAGGAGAUGGUGGAGAGUAAUCAGAUUAUCAGAAAUAUUCCGAACUUCAGAAAAUGAAAAUAUCUUGGUUCAUCGAUCAGAGGUGAUAAAGAAGACAUUGAACCCGUCUUGGCGUGAGCUGACCCUUCCGGUCUCACAGCUGUGUAUGGCUGACCCAGAUAGAACUCUUAUCUUUAUCUUCAAGAAGAAGAAGAAGAAGGGAGCCAAGUACAAGGACUCAGGAACAAUCAAGUUCAACAAGUGUAGUGUAGAGGAACAACCUUCCUUUCUGGAAUAUAUUAGUAAAGGGACAAUGCUUAAUUUUACACUAGCUGUAGAUUUUACAGGUUCAAAUGGAGCUCCCAGUAACCCUACAUCUCUUCAUUACAGGGAUCCGAGUGGUAAACCCAACCAGUACCUGACUAGUAUACAUGCUGUAGGAGAGAUAGUUCAAGAUUAUGAUUAUGAUCAACAGUUUCCUGCUCUUGGAUUCGGAGCUAGAGUUCCUCCUCAUGGACAGGUGUCUCAUGAGUUUUUCUUAAACAUUGGAUCUCCAAACCCAUUCUGCCAAGGACUACAAGGAAUAGUAUCUGCCUACUAUACUGCAUUAAACCAAGUACAACUGUACGGACCAACCAACUUCUCUCCGGUCAUAAACCACGUGGCCAAAUUUGCAGCAGCCUACCAGAAUGAUCCUUCUAAUUAUUUCAUCCUUCUCAUUCUCACUGAUGGUAUUAUCACAGAUAUGGUGGAAACCAAACAGGCCAUAAUCGCAGCAUCUGCUCUACCGAUGUCUAUAAUUAUUAUUGGAGUUGGUGAAGCAGAUUUCUCAGAAAUGGAGGAGCUGGAUUGUGACGGGGGGUUGUUAAGCAGCCAUGGACAUAAUGCGAAGCGAGAUAUUGUACAGUUCGUAGAAAUGAGAAGAUUUCUUUACAAAAACCAACAUGGAGGCCAGGGCUGGGACAAGGAAACCCUAGCCAAGGAAUUUUCAUCAUUUUUUAUAAUUUUAAAUUAAGGAUUUAUUUUUAACAAAUUUUCUCAACUUUGAUCUUUAACCAGAAUAUAUUAAACCUCCCCCCCCUUAAUCUAAUUUUUGCUCUUCUAUUUGGCGUUUGGUCUAUUUUUUCUAUUUUUUUGCCCUGGUGCUAUAUUUUUUGACAUCUUGAAUUUUCUUGACUUUGAAGAAAUAAGUUGAUGCUUUUAAAAAAUCAAAAACAGUUUGACCUCUGGUAUUUUUUUAAUACUUAGAUUAGAUACAGGGUACGUGUCCUCGACAUAUAACAGUUGGUGAAUAGUUUUUAACGUCUUCUUCCAUGUAGAUAUUACAGACUUUUUUUUAUUAAAGAAAUCUUUUACUCAAAUUAUUUUACUUUGAAACCAAUUUUACCAUAAUAUGACUUCCAUUUUAUAUUUUUUGAUUCUCUCAGUAUCAGACAACGUGUUUCCGUCUGUAUCACGUGACAGUAAUACUGCACUGCCAUUGGUAGAAGUUUUGGUCACGAACGAUUAAAUUUUAUUACCAAAUAUAUUUAUUAAAAAUUAAAUAUUAUUAAAUUCAAAUAUAUAUGAGCAA